GGGGCAGCGUUGCGAAGCGAGGAGCGAGCGGGCUGCUUUUCCCCGGCAUGUGCGCGGGGCUUGGCCUGCCCUGAGCGGGGCCUCUGGGCGCGGAGCCUUCGCCAUGGGGCUGGGACUGGGGCUGGCCGCGGUGCUGGCGGUCGCCGCGCUGUACGGGAGCGGAGCGCUCGGCGGGCGCGUUCUCAGCGGUCAAAAGGUGUGCUAUGGUGGCUUCAAGCGUUCCUGCUACAAGAUAGCUUAUUUCCAGGACUUGUCUAGACGCGUGGGCUUUCAGGAGGCCCGCCAAGCUUGUGAAAUGGAUGGCGGGGCUUUACUGAGCUUGGAAAGUGAAGCUGAGCAGCGACUAAUAGAAAACAUGUUACAGAACCUCACUAAGUCAGGCUCUGGGAUUUCUGAUGGUGAUUUCUGGAUUGGGUUGUGGAGAAGUAGUGAUGGACUGGCCACCUCCAGUGCUUGCCCUGACCUCUACCAUUGGGCUGAUGGAAGUAUUUCACCCUUCAGAAAUUGGUAUACAGAUGAGCCUUCCUGUGGAAGUGAAGCCUGUGUUGUUAUGUAUCAUCAGCCAACUGCAAACCCUGGUCUGGGAGGGCCGUAUCUUUAUCAGUGGAAUGACGAUAGAUGCAACAUGAAGCACAAUUUUAUCUGCAAGUAUGGCCCAGACAAUGUCUUAGAAAAAGAAUUAGGAGACAGAGCAGAGCCAGAUUACGGUAUUUUUCCAACGGUGCCAGCAGGAAAUCCAUAUGACACAAACAAACCAGAAGAUCAGUAUCAUGUUAUAGCUACUGAAACAGGUAUAAUUCCAAAUCUAAUUUAUGUCGUAAUACCCACUAUACCACUAUUACUGUUAAUACUGGUGGCUUUUGGGACUUGCUGUUUCCAGAUGCUUCAUAAAAGGGAAGCAAGGAGAAACUGCUUCAAAGACCCAUCUCCAUUAUCAUCUGAAUGCCUUGCAGAAAGUUUAAAUUCCAACCUGUAAAGGAAGAACAAAAACGAGUCCGAACCAGUCCACACUUUGGAUUUCAAAGACCCCUAGGAAGGACAGUAGCAUGGAGGUAUAACGGUUUACUGGUUGAAAGCAAAGCAAAAAUAACAUUUUGCAGUCGGGCUGUAUUAUAAUGUCGUCUGAGAACAUUAGCUUGGAAUGGCUUGAAAAUGCAAAGGAUCUACAAGAAUGAACUGUAAGCUCCCCCUUGAGGCAAAUGUUCAGAUCAUUUUUAUAUAAUGUUUGAUUAUUAAUUCAGUAACAAAAUAUGCCAUGCUAAAUAAAGGGUAUGUGUUUAUUUUGCUAAGAGAUGUAAGUCAGCUAGUUGUGAGUAAUGAAAUGAAAACGCAUUUGAAAUUUUUAUGAGGACAUAUCUACACUGUGUAUCAAUUUUAAGAUAGAUUGUUUGUAGUUAAACAAAACCUUGUUUUCUUUAAUCUCCUAUGCAUUGUAACCUAGUUGAUGUACUAUACAUGGAACUGACAAUUUUGCAGUGUAACAAUUAUUUAUCUUUGCAUAAAUGUUUGAUACAAAAUA
Messenger RNA from Gallus gallus (chicken), 1519 nucleotides. RefSeq names its product chondrolectin (gene CHODL). Gene Ontology annotation, biological process: positive regulation of axonogenesis. Bases 104 to 976 code for a protein of 290 amino acids. Gene Ontology annotation, cellular component: cytoplasm. The record is from RefSeq and is a predicted model, not a curated record. NCBI's taxonomy places the organism in Eukaryota, Metazoa, Chordata, Aves, Galliformes, Phasianidae. The transcript has 8 exons.